This is a messenger RNA of Linum trigynum, 1043 nucleotides long. NCBI's taxonomy places the organism in Eukaryota, Viridiplantae, Streptophyta, Magnoliopsida, Malpighiales, Linaceae. The record is from the annotation of a GenBank genome assembly.
GUUAAAUGAUGACGUGGCUAACAGAAAGACACAGUCAGCACAUUUAAACAUUAAAAAACGACGACCCGACCCGCCAGCUCAGCCUUACCCGCCCAGUCAGCCAUUCUUGCCCAAACCUGCGAACCAACCCAAUUAAUUGACCCUAAACCCAAACCCGAGACCCAACCUCUCCUGAAAAGUAAAUCGCAGAUGGAUUAGGGCAUUUCCCUUCCUCCAUCUUCAUCCUCUCAUCCUCCCGCGCCGCCUCUCUCAUGUGCACACCAUCGAAAAUCGCCGUCGAAGAGAUGGAGGCUCCCUCCUCUGCUCAUCCCUCCCACCAAAACCCCCAAAAACCCAUCCCUAAAACCCUCCCUUUCGCCUCCAAUUCCAUCUCCUUAUCCACAUCCCAACAACAACAACCCUCCCACCACCGAAUCGCCCUCAUCAGCACCCCGGUCUACUUCGGCACCUGUGAGUUCGGCAAAUCGGUUCUCACCAAGCUCGACGACUUCCCUCCUCUGCUCAUCCCUCCCACUGUCGGCGCCAUGGGGAACAUCGUCUCCUCUGCAAUCAUGGUCCCUAAAGAGCUGAUCACUCAGCGGAUGCAGGCGGGGGCGAAGGGGAGAUCGUGGGAAGUGUGGAGCGCCGACGCCGUUUCUGAUCAGGGCGGCGGCCUCCAUCCCUUCGACGGCGAUUUUCGAUGGUGUGCACAGGAGAGAGGCGGCGCGAGAGGAUGAGAGGAUGAAGAUGGAGGAAGGGAAAUGUCCUAAUCCAUCUGCGAUUUACUUUUCAGGGGGGGUUGGGUCUCGGGUUUGUGUUUAGGGUCAAUUAAUUGGGUUGGUUCGCGGGUUUGGGCAAGAAUGGCUGACUGGGAGGGUAAGGCUUAGCUGGCGGGUCGGGUCGGGUCGUCGUUUUUUAAUGUUUAAAUGUGCUGACUGUGUCUUUCUGUUAGCCACGUCAUCACUUAACGGUCGUCAUUAACGGAGUUUAACGGAGGUUAACAUAGAGUGACCGAACUUGGACUGUUCAACUAAUUCGAGUGACAAUAAAUGGAAUAAAUCAAU